AUGUUUCGUAACGAGUAUAACCUUGCAAUGGAACGAGACUCGGGUAGCGUGUCGUCUGUGUCCUCCUUCCAAGUGGACGAUCUGAUGGAGAAACUGAAGCUGCUGAACUACGAACGACUGUUGCUCAAGGAGAUGAAAAUGAAGCAGAUCAAUCGCUACUACUUUCUGCGCUCGUUCAAUCCUGGGGAACAAUUUUUCAUGUUCACCUCGAUCUGUGCCUGGUUGAUACGCAAGAUCGGUAAAACGUUCGACCAACCGCAAGAGUUCGAUGAUCCAAACAUUGUAAUAUCGCGCAUCAUAAAAGUGUUGCAGGAAAUGGAUGUUCCUACCGACUUCCAAACGAAUCGGCUCAUUCAAGGUGCUGGUCCUAUUUGUGUUUACAUCAUGGACUGUCUAGCUACGCAGGCACUCAAGCUAACAAAAUUCCAGAUGAAACGUCCGGAAUGUCGCAAAGAGGACGACCCAAUGGUCGACCUGAUAGAGAACGAUUCGGAGAUCAUACUCGAGAAGGUAGAAGAGGAACAGAUGGCAGGUGGCAGUGAUGACAGUGAUGACGAACGCAAUGGGCUGUUUGAUCUGAGCUUUUCCGAUCCGGCCCGAUCAGCUGUCAGCACGCGGAAGGAAAUGCGUGAAUACAAGGUGGACUCACUUUCGGACAGCGAAGCAUGGCGGUUGGAACUGGAACGCGUCCUGCCGCAGUUGAAGGUCGUAGUGAAGACAGACCCGCGUGACUGGCGGGCUCAUCUUGAGCAAAUGAGAAGUUUGCGAAGUAACAUCGAUUCGGCCACCGAGGAAACGGAUAGUCAACUCGCCAAGCUGCAGUCGGACAUUAGCUACGUGAUGGAGAAAAUCGAAAGCCGCGAGAAGCAUCUAAACAACGACCUGAAGGACUUGAUAGCGCAGUACAAACAGAUCCUGAUCGAGCAUAAUCAAGCGACGGGACAGAUACGACAGGCCGAGCAGGAGAAAACGGAACACGAGCACGAACUAUCGAAGAUCACCAACGAGCUGGAGAAUGUUAAGAUCCAGAUGGAGCAGCGUGGAAACUCGAUGACGGAUGGCAGUCCACUGAUCAACAUCAAGAAGGCAAUCUUUCGUAUCAAGGAAGAACUAUGCGAAAUGGACAUCAAGAUUGGUGUGAUGGAACAUUCGCUCAAUUCGGAAAUUGUCAGGCAGGGUUCACAGUACGCGGAACUGGAUUCGCUCGUAAUGGCUGCUCAUUAG
This is a messenger RNA of Anopheles marshallii, 1224 nucleotides long. RefSeq names its product intraflagellar transport protein 57 homolog (gene IFT57). The coding region runs from base 1 to 1224 and encodes 407 amino acids. Gene Ontology annotation, biological process: non-motile cilium assembly; intraciliary transport. The record is from RefSeq and is a predicted model, not a curated record. The transcript is spliced from 4 exons. Gene Ontology annotation, cellular component: Golgi apparatus; cilium; centrosome. NCBI's taxonomy places the organism in Eukaryota, Metazoa, Arthropoda, Insecta, Diptera, Culicidae.